This is a messenger RNA of Lycium ferocissimum, 664 nucleotides long. Its product is annotated as large ribosomal subunit protein uL15x-like. The record is from RefSeq and is a predicted model, not a curated record. Gene Ontology annotation, molecular function: structural constituent of ribosome. Gene Ontology annotation, cellular component: ribosome; cytosolic large ribosomal subunit. Bases 58 to 507 code for a protein of 149 amino acids. The transcript has a single exon. Gene Ontology annotation, biological process: translation. NCBI's taxonomy places the organism in Eukaryota, Viridiplantae, Streptophyta, Magnoliopsida, Solanales, Solanaceae.
CAUCCCUUCACUACCAUUCUUCCCUUUUCCCCUUCCCCCAUUUUCGCCACCCCAAAAAUGACAACGAGAUUCAAGAAAAACCGUAAGAAACGUGGCCACGUCAGUGCCGGACAUGGUCGUAUUGGCAAACACAGAAAACAUCCAGGUGGACGUGGUAACGCUGGUGGUAUGCAUCAUCAUCGUAUCCUUUUCGACAAAUACCAUCCUGGUUAUUUCGGUAAAGUUGGUAUGCGUUAUUUCCACAAACUUCGUAACAAAUUUUAUUGCCCAACUGUUAACAUUGACAAACUAUGGUCACUACUUCCACAAGAAGUGAAAGACAAGGUGCAAGCUAAUAAAGGUGGUGCUGCUCCUUUGAUUGAUGUUACACAGUUUGGGUAUUUUAAGGUUUUGGGUAAAGGUGUUUUGCCUACAGGACAACCUGUUGUUGUGAAAGCUAAGUUGGUGAGUAAGAAUGCUGAGAAGAAGAUUAAAGAAGCUGGUGGUGCUGUUGUUCUUACUGCUUAGGUGUUUUUUUUUGUUGAAGUUAAUGUUUUUGAUUAGUUUAAUGGAGAUUUGAACUUGGGAUUAUUAUUACUUGUUUGAUGAAGUACUUUUGAUAUGUUGAAGGUUAAUGAGAUCUUGCCCGUCAAAGCACCUAUUGAUAGAAAUUGGUACUAUAUUA